UAUUAAAUGCUCUCAUUCGCGGUCAAUAUUUUUCAGUUAUCAUUUUACCGUUUAGCUUGAAAGAUCUUUACAUCGAAAUGGUUGCCCUCAAUAUUUUAAAUUUAAAUGACGACUGUCUUUAUCAUAUAUUAAAGUAUCCAAGCAUCAACGACCUCAUAAAUCUAGCCGAUACUUCUACAAGGUUUCGACAGAUUUUGUUGAGUAGGCAGCCUGACUUUUAUCCAGUUUUCCAUGGAAAGCCAGUGUUAUAUUACUCAACGGUGGCCAUUAAACUCAUGAGAAUCGUAUCAAAAAACGAGAAAACUCUGGAGGUGAUACAAGGACAUGAUUAUGAUACGGAGGAUCUUGAUAACGAAGUGCGAGGUUUUCAAUUUCUUACAAAAGCUAAAAACAAAAUAGAAUUGCGACAUUGCCUUGGAGAAAUACCCAGACGUGAGGAUCUGUAUCUUUUUCCCUGCUUUAAUCGAGACUAUUUGAGUGUAAAUAUACCUUCUUGUAUUUGUUACCUUGAGGAGUUUUUUCACCUUAUGUCCGAUUUGCGGGAGCUCCGAAUUUCCGGAUUCGCCAAGUGUUCAGAUUGUAUUCGACUUAUACUGAAAUGCUUUCCUAAGCUGGAUGAACUCUGGAUCCGUGGAAACUGCCUCAAACUUCCAUCUGACUACGAAUUGAUAUCACAGAUGGGCUCUUUAACGAAAUUCUCAGUUUACGUUGGUGGACCCAAUUGCCUACCACCGUUGGCCAAUUUAAAUGAACUUCGGACUCUAUAUGUGGAGAGAAUAUUCUACAUAUCCCCAACAAAAAUUAUAGAUGAUAUAAUUAUUUUUAACAGUCCAUUUUUAUACAUUACCUUUUCUUAA
Molecule: messenger RNA, 857 nt
Organism: Drosophila gunungcola (fruit fly)
Lineage: Eukaryota; Metazoa; Arthropoda; Insecta; Diptera; Drosophilidae
Molecular function (GO): protein binding
Source: RefSeq, a predicted model, not a curated record